Messenger RNA from Eublepharis macularius, 3182 nucleotides. Its product is annotated as zinc finger protein 883-like. NCBI's taxonomy places the organism in Eukaryota, Metazoa, Chordata, Lepidosauria, Squamata, Eublepharidae. Gene Ontology annotation, biological process: negative regulation of transcription by RNA polymerase II; regulation of immune system process; regulation of cytokine production. The transcript has 5 exons. The record is from RefSeq and is a predicted model, not a curated record. The coding region runs from base 648 to 2753 and encodes 701 amino acids.
GCUUAAUAGGAGGCUGUUUCCUUGAUGAUGUUACUUACCUCCAUACCAUGAGAAGCUUCAAAAUCUAUUUCCAUACAGCAAGCCUCCAUUAAAGGGACAAGACAUUUUUCUCCAGUCCUUUUGGCAGUAAGUAGCAUUUACGUACAUUCCGACAAGUUGCAACAAACGUAUGGUGGCUUUCAACGCGAGUGAGAAGCAGAAGUGGUUGGUAUGCUAUUGGUAUUGCUAUUGCUUUUCCUCUGCAGACUCUUCCUUGGUAGUUCCCCCAUCCAAGUACCGAGCCUGUUUGGCUUCUGAGAUCUGACAUGAUUGGGCUGUACUUUAGCAUUCCACAUCCCUAGUUGUAGGUGAUGUGAAAGACUUCCAACCUGAGACCUCUAGAUGGUGAACUGAUGUCUGUGGACAGGAAACCAAUUGUAAUUCCGGGAGAUCUCCAGCCACUACCUGGAGGCUGCACAAAAUAUAGAGCAACACGAAACAGAGUCAUGCUGGUAACCUUCCGAAUCUCAUCUUCAGGAUCAUUGUCCCCGAGACCCAUCCCAACUCCCUCACUGCUGACAGAUCUUCUCUGCCUGACGACCUUGCUUACCCUACACUGAUCUAACAACCCAAGAGGAUCUUCCUUCUUUGGAGUACAUGGACCAUUCAUGGAGAUGUCUGAUGCAUCCCCUAAGCAAGAAAAGGCUCAGUCAAAAAACUGUCAGAAGCCACAGUUCGGGGACACGAAGCAGGACGAUCCAGCGCCGGACACCUCCCUGGGAGGUGAGGGGCUCGAGAGAGAAGAGGAACACUCUGAGCUGAAAAAGAACACUGAGAAUCAAGAGCAAACAAAAACACAAGAGAAAACCCAGCUGGAGACUCAGAAAAAUAAAUCCCAUACUUCUUGGAGUAGGCGUGUCCAUGAAAUCUCAUUCCAACAAGAAAAACGUAUUGCAAAGAGGAGAAAUAAGUGCCCCGUGUGUGCAAAAACCUUCAGUAAACAAUCAAAUCUUAAGAGACAUCAGAUAAUUCAUACAGGGGAAAGAGAGGAAAAAGGGUACAAAUGCUCGGACUGUGGUGAGACCUUUUGUCAGACUUCAAACUUGGUGAGACACCAGAGGAUCCACACUGGGGAGAAGCCAUAUACUUGCCUGGAGUGUGGAAAGUGCUUCAGUCGGAGAGCAGAUCUUGCUUGUCAUGAAAGAAUUCACACUGGGAUGAAACCAUAUAAGUGUGCCUUCUGUUCUAAAUGCUUUGCUGCUAAAUCAAGCCUAAAUAGCCACCAGAGAAUGCAUACAGGAGAAAACCCUUAUAAAUGCUUGGAUUGUGGAAAGGGCUUCAGAUGGAGCACACAUCUUAUUAGACAUCAAAGUGUCCAUACAGGCGAGAGCCCAUAUAAAUGUUCUGAGUGUGGAAAGAACUUCAAACUAAGUUCAUCUCUAGCUUCCCAUCAAAGAACCCACACAGGGGGAAAACCAUACGAAUGUUCAGAGUGUGGCAAGCGUUUUUGCGCCAAGUCAAGCCUCAGUGAACAUCAGAGAAUGCACACAGGAGAAAACCCAUAUAAAUGUCCAGAGUGUGGAAAGAGCUUCAGCCACAAUGGAAAUCUUCUUUCACAUCAAAAAGUUCAUACAGGAGAGAAACCAUAUAAGUGCUUAGACUGUGGAAAGAGCUUUAGCCACAAUGGAAACCUUGUUUCACACCAAAGACUCCACACAGGAGAGGACCCCUAUAAGUGCUUAGAGUGUGGAAAGAGCUUCAGAUGGAGCACACACCUUAUUAGGCAUCAAAGUGUCCACCUAGGGGAGAGCCCAUAUAAAUGUCUGGUGUGUGGGAAGAGCUUCAAGGUCAGCUCAUCUCUAAUUUCUCAUCGAAGUCUGCACACAGGAGAGAAACAAUAUCAGUGUCCAGACUGUGGCAAGCGCUUUUGUGGUAAGUCUGGCCUUAAUGAACAUAAAAGAAUGCACACAGGAGUGAAACCAUAUAAAUGCCUGGAGUGUGGACGGAGCUUCAUAUGGAACACGCAUCUUAUUAAACAUCAAAGAGUCCACACAGGGGAGAAACCAUAUAAAUGCUCCGAGUGUGGAAAGAGCUUCAAGGUGAGUUCAUCCCUAAUUUCCCAUCAAAGAAUCCACACAGGGGAGAAACCAUAUCAGUGCUCUGAGUGUGGAAAGAGCUUCACAGUGAACUCAUCCCUAAUUUCCCAUCAAAGACUUCACACAGGGGAGAAACCUUACCUGUGUUCAGACUGUGGCAAGUGCUUUUUUUCCAAAUCCAGCCUUAAUGAGCAUAAGAGAAUGCACACAGGAGUGAAACCAUAUAUACGCAUGGAGUGUGGAAGGAGUUUCAUAUGGAACACACAUCUUAUUAAACAUCAAAGAGUCCAUACAGGAGAAAAACCAUAUAAAUGUUCAGUGUGCAGCAAGGACUUCCGUCUGAGCACAACUCUUACUAACCAUCAAAGAACCCACACAGGGGAGAAACCCUAUCAGUGCUCAAUAUGUGGAAAGAGCUUCACAGUGAGCUCAUCCCUGACUUCUCAUCAAAGAGUUCACAGAGAAGAGAAACCUUAUAAAUGUUCCAAGUGUGGAAAGACUUAUCAGUGGAGCACAAGCCUAUUUUCACAUAACUGCAAUGAAACAGGGAAAUUUCAGAGUGUGGAAAGAGCAUCAGUCCAUUCACAACCCUUAGUUCUCAUCAAAGAACCUACAGAUGGGAGAAACAGUGUAAAUGUUUGGAGGGUCGAAGGUGCUUCAGGAGGAAUACAAGCCUAAGUUUGCAAAAAAUAAUCUGCAUAUGAGAGAAAGAGUUGUCAAUGGGGGAAACUACAUCUAUUUUAAUUUCUGAAGAUUAGCUGUUUGAAACCCUGGAUAUAGCUUAGACCAGCUCUAUCUUGUCAGAUAUCAGAUGCUAAGCAGGGUCAGCCCUAGUUAAUACUUGGAUGAGAAACCACCAAGGAAGUCUAGGGUUGCUACACAAUAGCCAACCCCUUCUGUCUCUUGCCUUGAAAACUCUAUAGGAUAGCCCUAUAGUAGGCUGCAACUUGAUGGCAAAAAAUAAAAGCAGAAGAAAAGCUGUUUGAAUCUGCUGCAUUGAAAAUGGUAGAGAAUCCUGUGGUAGCUUCAAUAAGACACAAAUCUAUAGCAUGUUGAUCUUUUGGGGAUAUUUGUGUUAUUGUCUUGUGAGACACUGUUGUUUAUUGU